This is a messenger RNA of Carassius auratus (goldfish), 957 nucleotides long. RefSeq names its product unconventional myosin-Vc-like. Lineage: Eukaryota; Metazoa; Chordata; Actinopteri; Cypriniformes; Cyprinidae. Gene Ontology annotation, molecular function: microfilament motor activity; actin filament binding; ATP binding. The annotation marks the transcript as partial. Gene Ontology annotation, biological process: actin filament organization. Gene Ontology annotation, cellular component: myosin complex; cytoplasm; membrane. The transcript has 7 exons. The record is from RefSeq and is a predicted model, not a curated record.
GGGGAUCGCAGGUGAGCGAGGAAGUUCCCACCGUCAUUUCCAGACAUUCAGCUGGUGCCAUGGCUAAAAACUUAAGCAUAUGAAUAUUAGUUUCUCCUGUAAGUAUAAUGAGAAAGUGCCUUUGAUAUGAAAUAAAUCUGUGCGAAGGGGACUCGACUCCUGUUGCCAUGGCUCUGUCGGAGUUGUAUACAAAGUAUAACAGGGUGUGGAUCCCUGACGCGGAACAUGUUUGGCAAUCUGCGGAGAUUCUGGCAGAUUUCAAGACUGGUGAGACUGUGCUGGAACUACAGCUGGAGGAUGGGACGGAGUUGCAGUAUCCUCUGGAAGGGGGUGAGAAGUUGCCACCCCUCCGAAACCCGGACAUCCUGGUGGGUGAGAAUGACCUCACGGCCCUCAGUUACCUUCACGAGCCGGCCGUGCUUCACAACCUCAAAGUCCGAUUUGUCGAGUCCAAAAUCAUCUACACAUAUUGCGGAAUUAUCCUGGUGGCAGUCAAUCCAUACAAAACUCUUCCUAUCUAUGGAGAUGCAGUCAUUCAUGCUUACUCGGGUCAAAAUAUGGGCGACCUGGACCCUCAUAUAUUUGCUGUUGCUGAAGAGGCCUACAAACAAAUGGCCAGGAAUGGCAAAAAUCAGUCCAUCAUUGUGAGCGGUGAGUCCGGGGCUGGAAAGACCGUAUCUGCUCGCUAUGCUAUGAGGUACUUCGCUGUGGUUAGCAAAUCUGGCAGCAAAUCUCGGGUGGAGGACAAGGUUUUGGCAUCCAACCCAAUCACUGAGGCCAUUGGAAAUGCAAAAACAACCAGAAAUGACAACAGCAGUCGAUUUGGGAAGUACACUGAGAUCAGCUUCGACAAAAGAUACCAAAUCAUCGGAGCCAACAUGAGGACAUACCUCCUGGAAAAGUCAAGGGUGGUUUUUCAGUCAGAGAAUGAGAGAAAUUAUCACAUCUUCUACCAAU